CAACAACAAGAAAAAUUAUCUCAGAGCGUAUUUGUAUUUUCAUAGUGAAAGAACUUGUUAAAAAUUAAAUUAAAUAGUAAUUUUAUAUUUAAAAAAAUAUAAAAAUGAUGCGUGAGAUAAUAAUAUUUGCACUUUUUGGAUUGAGUGCAGUGUUUGCUAAUGAAUUAUAUUCAAAUAAAUAUGAUUAUGUUGAGGUUGAUGACAUCCUUGCAAAUCCACGUCAAAGAGAACAAUAUUACAAGUGCUUUGUUGGCACAGGACCUUGUGUAACUGCUGAUGCAAAAUUUUUUCAAGAAAAAUUUCCUGAAGCAAUUGUCACUAAAUGUUCAAAAUGUACACCAAAACAAUUGACAAGUUUUGAUAAAUUAACUGAUUGGUAUACAACAAAUGAGCCUGAAAAAUAUCAAGCUGUUGUUGCAAAAGCCCUGGAAAGAAUCAGCAGAAAAUCUGGAUAAUAAAUAAUCCAUAAUUUACUCAAUUGAUUUUAUUCAUGGAUAAUAAUUUUUAAAAAAUACAAAUUUGUAAAUAAAUAUGUAUAUGAAAUAAUAAAAAUAACAGAAAUAUAAAAA
This is a messenger RNA of Aphidius gifuensis, 569 nucleotides long. RefSeq names its product ejaculatory bulb-specific protein 3-like. Bases 105 to 455 code for a protein of 116 amino acids. The record is from RefSeq and is a predicted model, not a curated record. The transcript is spliced from 2 exons. NCBI's taxonomy places the organism in Eukaryota, Metazoa, Arthropoda, Insecta, Hymenoptera, Braconidae.